CAGUGCACCCGUGAAGCGCAUGCUGUGGCCUUGACCUACAUAGUAGAGUCCAGACCAGAGGUAACUGUCCCGUAUGUCGUGCGCAGAUGGCUUUUAGGAUACGUGAGUUUGAGAUCAGGUGCAAAAAACAUGAGUGGAAAACCCGUAAUUCACAUUGAUGUCGUGAGUGAUGUGAUAUGUCCCUGGUGCUGGGUGGGAAAGAGACGCUUGGAAGAAGCUAUGCGAGAGCAGAAAGAUAAGUAUGACUUUGUGGUUCGUUGGGAGCCAUUUCUGCUCAGGCCAGAGAUGCCAGAGGAAGGCGUGCCCAGACCCCCAGGAUUUCCAAGUGAAAGUGCCGUGCAAAACCUGAGGGAGGCAGGCAAGACUGUAGGCAUCGACUUCACGGUGAGGAGCCAGAGGAUUCCCUGGACGGUACUGGCUCACACGCUGCUGGAGUUUGCCAAGGAGACGGAUGGAGGCCAGAUGCAGAAUGACCUGCAGGAGGUUAUCUUUAAGGGUUACUUCACAGAUGGUUUGCUGCCCGACCGAGAGAAUCUCCUCAAGUUUGCCGAAGCAGUGGGGCUGGACAUCGAGAAGGCCCAUUCAUUUAUUCAGGACAAGGCCAACCAGAAGAAAGUUUACGACAGGGCAAGGUAUUGGGCACGGCAAGGUGUCACAGGUGUGCCAACGUUUUACAUAAACGGACAGUCCACAUUUUCAGGUGCUCAGGGCACGGACAUAUUUACCAGGAUGUUUGAGCGAGCGGCUACCAAGUUUGCCAAUCAGAAACUGGAGAUACCGGCCAACAUAUAAUAGGCUCUCCUUUACCACCAUGUGGGGGGGGGGAUUUUUACUGUCUUAAUAAAUAGAUAGCUGUACUUUGUGUUUGGUAGACCACCAUGUAUAAUUCAAGAAAAGAUUCCUCAGUCAUAUUGUUGCAUAGAUGUACAUUAAUUUGUGGGGGCAAAUUUCAUGCCUCUACACAGUGAAUGGAGAGUCUUCAGAAAUUGGAAUAGUGUAAUUCACAGAUUAGGAAGGGAAUUUGGGUUGUGGGUAUGUCUACACCUGAUAAGUAAAUGUAAUAACAGGUAAUCGGUUUAGCACAAUUUGUUGGCUGGGGCUGUAAAAAAGCAAGGAAUGUUGACUGCAAGUAAACAGAGUGCACAAACUUGUACCCUUGGCCAGGUUGUUGAACUUGAUCUGCAGGGAUGUCUGUAGCCACGUCCAAAUGUUGGGCUAUGGCUGGAGUCAGCAUAUAUUGAACGUUUCUAUGGCAAAUAUGUGAAGUCAGUGGGGCCUGUGCCUUUUCCAGUUGGUUUAUACAUGUAGCUAAAGUAGUUUGGGUACGUUAUGCACAUUCUUAUGAAAUGUUAGAUGAUCGCAGGAUGUGGCUCACUCACAGGACAGUGUGUGUGCUGGGCAGUGCACAGUUUUAAUGCAUGUCCGUACAGAGUGGACUUAGUGGAGUAUGCACAACCACUUCUCAUCUUUGAAUCAUUCCAUCUAAAUGAGCAGAAGCCAACUGGCAUCUGGAUGUCCACAAACCAAUUUGUACUCAUUGGCCACAAACCAGGUUUUUGUUAUUAGGUUGUGCACAAACCAAUUUGCCUCUGGAAGUGCACAAACCAAUUUUCAAUUGGAUGUGCAUAACCAGUUUACAUCUAUAUGUGCACAAAAAGCAAUUUACAUCUGAGCAUGUACAAACCAAUUCAUACCUAUGAUGUGCAUUAAAAAGAAGAGAUUUUUCUUCAGAAUGUGUACUAACUAGUUUUUUUUUACUAACUGUGCACAAACCUGAUUAUCACAUGGAUGCCACAAAUCAAAUUCAAUUGGAAUCUGCACAAGUCUGUGCAUGAGAACAAUUGGCUGGCAUUGGCAAGUCCCUGUCAUCUCUUUCUGUGCUACGCCUGAGUAGGCACACAUGAAUGUUUCUAUAAUCCUGACCAUUCUCUUAUUAGUCUAAGUUCGCAUUAACCAAAAUAAUACAAUCAAAAAGUCACAAUUUACCACAAAAAAGGGUAUUUGUCAUUAUCAGUAACAGCGGAGAAGUCAUGUCAGUGAAAGUGGUACUUUUUGAAACACAGCAAGUGAAAAACACUUUUAUUGUGUGUUAAAUAAUCUUUCGAAACCUCACACCACACCCGGCCUAUUUGUAGUAGUUGUUCCCACAAGAAGAAGCUGCAAGAAAGAUACAGUAGUGAGUUUAUAGGGCUUGAAGAAAAGGAAAACGGUCAUUGUUUUACAACUUUUUCAGAAAUACUUGAAAAUAUUUCACAAAAAUAUUUAAAAAAUAAGCAUAAACAUAAGCACAGUAAAUACGAAAUCUAGUAAAUCCGUUCUAAAUACUGAUGUUAAUAAGAGCAUAUAAUUUUUGGAUUAUUUUCUAGUCGACAUUGAUCUUACGUAAAAACAAGAAUUAAUUAUUUUUAUGUUAUCAAUGUAAGAAGUGUAUGAUACUUGGAGAAUAAAAAUUUAAGUUAGAAUUAAAAUUUAAAUGGAUAAUUUAUUUGUACACAAGAAAAAAGAGUUUACAGUAACAUCAUAAGAUAUUCAAAGUGAAUGAUGUACGAAAUGAGUGACAUACAGUGCCUUUAAAGAGAACCUUUAUCUUUUUAUCCUACACCCACUGAAGAAAGGAUUUGUACAUGGACGAAAGAUAAGGCUGAUAAGGACAAAAUUAAUAGGCAUGUACAAUUAUUUGUAUGUCCAAGAAACGGCACGGUGUGUAAGUACACGUUCUCCCGACCCCUGAAAAACAAAUGAAAACUGUUUUUUGCCAAACAGUUCACCGUGGCUUAGCCCGUUUGAUGAACCACACGCCUACAGUCACUUUCCUGUGGACAUCAUUGUUUAUAAACAGGAAAUUUUAAGGGCCCUUUGAAGAGUGGUUUUUAUUAGUUACAAUUGAAAAUGUAUUUUUUAAACGAUAUCCAGAAUGUAAAAGUUGUUUUGAUUAAUAAAUGAGAGAGAGGGGGUGAGAGAAAGUAAACAGUUU
Messenger RNA from Acanthaster planci (crown-of-thorns starfish), 2974 nucleotides. RefSeq lists its product as uncharacterized. NCBI's taxonomy places the organism in Eukaryota, Metazoa, Echinodermata, Asteroidea, Valvatida, Acanthasteridae. Gene Ontology annotation, molecular function: oxidoreductase activity. The record is from RefSeq and is a predicted model, not a curated record.